UUGAGUUAUAUUUUAUUACUAGAAAAUAAGAAAAUAAUGAAUUCUGUGCACAUUAAAUUAAUAUUUUCGUGAAUAAUGUACAUUUUAUACAAUUUUAAUCUAGAUAUAAGUGAUGCAAUCGUAUACCACUAGUUGAAGCCACAUAGCGAUGUUUAGUAUAAAAACUAACUGAGUUUCGACGAUGGCGUCUGACGGAGAAAUUUCCUGUACGAAUGAUCCCAAUUUCGCCGUUAUCUAUUCAUUUCUGAAGGUUUUCGGGAAAUUGUACGGGCUAGAAAUACCGUCAAUAGCAAAAUUACAGCAGCUCGUAGAGAAUACGGAGGAAGUUCCGGAGCCGCUGAAGGAGCUGCACCUGCGGCUGCUGCGGCGCGCGCAGAAGUCCGUGCAGAGCAACCGCUGGGAGCGGUGCCUCAUCAAGUUCUGCCACCAGCAGGGCCACCACCAGGAGGCGUGGGAGAUCGAGCGCUUCUCCUACAAGAAAGCCAGCACAGAGGUCAAACUAAAGACCCUCAAGAUACUACUUGAGUACCAGUUCACAUGUCACUCCAAGUUCAAGGCGGCGGUCAACGCGCUGUCAUGCAAGGAGCUGCGGCUGGACCCAAUCGGGCGAGACAAGCAGGGUUGCGUGUACUGGCUCCAGGUGGACGAUGAGGCUAACCUCUGUCUGUAUCGGGAGGACCAGGAUGAGGAGACUUGGCAGUUAAUAGCGAGAAAUCGCGAAGAGCUAGUGAAAGUAAUAGGACAAUUGAAGAAGGGAGAAGAAAUUUGUCCCUCAACUGUGUCAAACACUAACGAGGAUUCCAACAGUACUGAAAUACCUGCGAGUGAGGCAGCUGAGAAAACCAACACACAACCAGAAGAAGAAAACGAGGAAUUCCUAAGCCCAGAGUCUGAGUCGGAACAUGAUGAUGAUGAAUCUAAAGCUGAUAAGAAACCCCCUCCCACAAAAGCAAAUAGUGAUAACAAGGAAGAAACAGUAGAUAACAAACCAGUGGAAGAAAGUGAAAAAACUGAAGAUUCGAAAACAGAAGAACAAAUAGUAGAAGAUGUGAAGGUAAAAGAACCUCCUAUAGAAGAUAAAAAUAUUGAAGAGCAAACAAAGGAAGCAGAUGAAGUGGGUGAGGCAAUAGAAGAACCAGUCAUGGUUGUAACAGGGGAAGGCAGCGGGGCCGAUUGUGAGAGCUACUUUAUAGGGGAAGAAAUAUCUGAACCUGUCAUGUAUUUUUAUGGAGAAGGUUGUGGAUAUGAUAAUGAUACCGGAAACCCUGAAGUAUUAGAAGAAGCCAAUACAGCUCAGCAUAACUCGGAUGAGGAGAACGGCAAUGAGGAAUGUGUUAACGGUGAACAUUCUAACUCUAAUGAUAUCUCUAACUCUAGUAAAAGUAAAUUAGUUAAAAGUGUUAAGUUAAAAAGUGGACAGCCUACUGUCAAUAAGCGAUCAUUAAAGAAGCAAUCUAAUGACAACUCUGAGGUAUUGAAACCGGAUUCUAAGAAACAUUGUAUAAGAAAACCUAAUAGGUCAGACAGUUUUAAAUCAAAUUCAAGUAAUAAUGACAAUGACUUGAAAAGGGAAAGCAGCGUCAAUGACAAAACCACAGAUAGCGAGACUCCGAACAAAAAUAAUGUGAAGAAAACUAGAGGUAAGGUAAAGAAGAAACCUGAAGUAGCGAGGAAAUUAAAAUUAAAUCAGAAGAAGGAGUCUCCUGCUUCAGAUGCUGACAAUUGUAAUGAUAGUAAAGCCAGUAUUAUAGAGAAGAGGAAAAGCAGUGUGUCGUCAGAUCAAGAUGGAGUCGAUCAUCCGGAGCAGGUAAAGGAAGGAAGCCCGGAUCACGAGGCCAAGCCUGACGACGAUCUACCUCCUAAAAAGUUACGCUUAGAACCUAGUAAGGACAUUGAAGUAUCACAUUCCAAAGAUACUCUAGACAGUGUAAAUAAGGAUGAAGCUAAGAGCGAAAAUAAUGAAAACAACGACAAUCUUAAAGAGCCCGUAGAAAAAGAUCCUAUAGCUAUGAGGAAGAAAAUCAAAGCUAACAAAGGGAAAUUUAAGAGAAAAAAGAUAUUACAGAAUAAGGUUAAUAAUAGUGAUGUAGAAAAGAGUAAUAGUAAAGAGAAGAGUAAGUCUAAGCCUUUGAAGAGGUCGCUAUUGGACGCGACAAAUAGUGACAGGAACAAAUCUGAAUCUCAGAGUGAAAGUGAGGAUGAUAUGCCCAUCACUGGCGGCAAGAGAUUGAAAAUUAAACCUAAGAAAAUUAUUACUUCUUCAAGAAAAAAGGUUGAAGCCAAGCUGCUUGAGAAAAAGUCUAGUGACGAUUCAGAAGAAGAAACACUCUACAGUAUAGCAGGCAAAAAGACUGGCAAGAAAGUGCUAAAAAAGAAGCCCAAAGGCAAAGAAAAGCCUAAAGUAAAGGAGGCUGCAGACGACUCGGAUCCGACGCCCGUCCGGCAGUCGCGCCGGAUCGCGCAGCAGAAGAUUAAAGAGGAAGCGGACAGGAGGCAUCAGGAGGAGGUCGCGCUAAGGGAGUUGAAGAUGAUUCAUAAGAAGAAGGGUAAAGAUGACGAGGAAGAAUGGCGUGCGUCGGGCAGUAGCUCCGGUUCGCCGGUCCGGCGCCGGCCGGCGGCCGGAUGGCGCGCGCAGGACUCCAGCGAUCCGGACUCGGAGUCCGAGCGAGACGAGCUGUCAGACCGCCCGGAGCCUGACCUCGAAUUCGGCAAGUCAGACCAUGAGUUCUCUCCAGAGUCCGACCUUGAGACUGGGGAGCCGAGCGAACCCCUGAAGAGGGCCAGAACAUUGCAAGAAGGAGCAGAUGACGGAUUCUGCAAGCAUUGUGGGAGCGGGGAACAGCCGGAGUGGAUACUGUUGUGUGACCAGUGCGACGCCGGGUACCACGCGUCGUGUCUCAAGCCUAUGCUGUUUCUGGUACCGGAGGGGGAUUGGUUCUGUCCGCCGUGCAAUCAUGCAAUGCUAAUAUCGUCCCUAGAGAGCGAGCUAGCGAAGUACGACGAACUGGUAGAAAGCGUCGAAGCAGAACGGGCACGGAUCAAAGAACAGGAGCUGCUGAAGAAACCGCCUUCCGUCAAGAGUGAGGAGAAAGAAGAAGAGUCUGACAGCGGAAGCGGGAGCGAUUAUUCAUCAUCAUCGUCGACGGGAGCCGUGUACAGGCUCCGAGCGCGUAGACAACUGCCCGUCAGCUACCGCGCUCAGGAGUACGAUCGCCUCAUCAGCUCCGCUAUCAAGGAGGAAUACGUGGAGCCCACAACGAGUGCGGGCAACCAGGGACGAGGCAAGGACAUCUCCACCAUCAUAGAGGCUGCUGAGGAGGAGAAACUCAAGCAAGAGCGAGAAGAGGCUAUCGCUUUGGGUAAACCAAUAACAGAGAUCCGUAAGAAGAAGAAGCAGCGACGGAAACAGCGCAAACUCAACUCCUUGGAGGUCGUGUCCGAGGACGACGACGAAACCGAUGAGGAUUUCAAGGACACUGGUAUGGAGUCAUCAUCGGAAGACAUGUCUUCAUCAGCUGACCGCGACAGUUCCGAUUCUCGCUCGUCAGAUUCUUUACCCAUCCGACGCGCGCAACGCACUGAUAAGAAAGAUCGUCCAAAACUCCGGGAAUCCUCACCGGAAGUGAAGAAGAAGAAGGGAGAAUUCGCCGGCAGCUCCAGCGAAUCUAGCGGUGCUAAAGAAUGGCCGCCUAAGAAUAAAUCAAAAUCCAAAUCGCGCAGACGUGAAAAACGCGAGAAGCGCGAUAAGUCCCGUCCGUCAAAGCCUAAGAAACCGCGAGGCCUACAACAGUACGACGCCGACGGGAACGUGAUCCGGCCUCGAGUCACCUAUGGAGGCCUUAGCGACUCGCCUAACGACUGGUCGCCCAAACACAGGACCCGGCAGAAGAAAAUAGAUUAUACGGAGAUGCCUAACACGGAAUCUGAAGACGAAAUGCACAAAGGCAGCGGCAAGCACAUUGACAGCUCGGACGAGUUCAAGGUCACCACGUCGGACGCCAGCUCCGACUCCGACCGCCCCGACCCCAACCAGAAGACCUUAAGCGACCUCAUCAAGACUGCAGUAGUGCCCCUUGAGAAACUACCCGAUGAUGUGACGAAGGCCAAGGAAGAGGAGCUGCAAGCGCAUCUUAGUAAGUUAUACGCUCAAGCGGCCAUCACAGAGACGCCGAGGCCGCUGCGAGGCAAGGGCAGUCGCGGCGGGCGAGGAAGCAGGGGCCCGCGCGGCGCGCGCGCCGGCCGCGGAAGCGGGGGGAGCGCGGGGGGCGCGGGCACGCCCGCGGACGACGCGCUGGCCAAGCUCGUGGGCGUCAAGAUCAAAGACCUAGGUCAAGAACCGAUCAAACCCAAUCAGCUCGAAAGAGAAAAGAAACGUCAAGAACGCGAAGCCAAACUAGCAGAGAAAGAAGCCAAGCGCAUGGAAAGGAUACAAAAGAAAGAAGAGAAGGAGAAACUAAAAGAACUGAAGGCGAAAGAGCGAGAGGAGAAGAAACUAGCCAAAAUAGCGCUACAGGAGAGCAAGCGGAUGAAAAAGGAGAAGCCAGAAUACCCAAUAUCCGGUCCGGUGGGCUACAAUGUUCGGCCGGACAUGCGCAUGAUGUACCCGGGCAUGAAGCAUCCGGACUAUCCGGGACCGGGUCCGGGACCCGGCCCAGACCAACCGCAGAGGUUCCCUGCACAACCGAGGUUACAGGUACGAGCGGAGCUGCGCGGCGUGCCGGUGGCGGGCCCGCUGGCCGCCGACAACCUCCGGGAAGGCACACUAUCCGUGGCGGGGUCCCCGCAGCCGUUCAAGCCGGUGAGCGAGGAGCCCAGCGUCAUCACGCGCAUGCCGCAUAUGCUCAACCAAUACAGGGGCCCGAUGAUGUACCCGGGCGCCGGGCCGGGCCCGACAGCGGGCGGGCCGGGCGCGGGCGCGGGCGCGGGCGCGGGGUACGCGGCGCGGCCCGGCGUCAUGUACGUGCCGCACCCCGGCCUGCCGCGCCAGUACCCGCCGCACUACUACCGCCUGCCCUACCGCCUCGACCACGCCCACCACGCCAACACCCACCCGCCCGCGCACCUCGCCCGUCUGCUGCCCGCCUCGCCUUACGGGCCGCACGGGCCCGGCGGCUCUACCCACGGACCGUCGGGCUCGUCCCAUGGACCCCACGCCCAUCCGGGCUCAUCUCAGGGCCCGCCUAGGAAUUCUCACGGACCCCCCGGACCCGCUCACGGCCCGCCCGGUACGCCGCACGGGCCCCCUGGACCUCACGGGCCCCCGGGCUCGUCUCACGGACCUCCCGGCCCUCCCCACGGGCCUCCCGGAUCUCCUCACGGGCCACCCGGACCUCCCCACGGUCCUCCGGGGCCUCACGGACCUCUGGGGCCGCACGGUCCGCCCGGAUCCGCCCACCGACCGCCGGGGCCCCACGGCCGCCUAACUCGUCUCGGGCCCCCCCACGGACCACCGAAUUCCACACACGGACCUCCGGGCGCGCCCGGCCCGCCAGGCUCGACGUACGGUCCGCUCGGGCCGCGCGGCCCGCACGGGCCCCCCGGACCGCAUCCCCCCGGCUCCCCACACGGGCCGGGCCCCCACCCUCCUGCCCUCCACGGGCUCCUGCGCGCCGGCCCGCCCGUACAGUUGCAGGGGCUGCAGGGUCCUCGCGGCCCGUGCCGGCCCGCCGCGCAGCUGGCCGGCACGCCGUCGCCCGGCUCCGCGUCGCCCGCCUCGCUGCCGCCCGCGCCCGGCGACCGCUCCACGCCGCCGCCCAGGGAGCCCCCCGUCAGGAUCAAGGCCGAGGUGAAGACCGAGCCCGAGUACCACUCGCCGGUGCAGUCCCCGCCGCGCGCCUCCCCGGAGCCGCCGCGCCACCCCAAGAUCAAAGUGACCGACAACAAGGAGCGGCGGCCGCGCUACCCGCUCGGCCCGUACGCGCCGCAGUACGGCCCCUACGGCCCGUACGCGCCGCCGGCGGAGCAGCCGCUGCUGCUGCGCGGCCCGUCGCCGCUGCAGCGCAUGCACCAGAACCUGCACCGGUUCCUGCCGCCGGAGAGGCCGGAGCCGGCGCGCUCGCCGCGGGCCGAGCCGCACUACCUGCCGGCGCUGCGGCCGGGCGCGCCGCCCUACGGCCUCCCGCUGAUGCGCGCGCCCUACUACCCGGCGCCGGACAUGAAGCGAGAGAAGCCUCCGCCGACGCCGCCGCCGGAUAAGCGGCCUUCCCCUCCGGCGGUGGGCGCGCCGGAGCCGGUGUCGGCGCCCGUGCCGGUGCCGGUGCCGGUGCCCGUGUCGCUGGGCGCGCCGGCCGCGGAGCCGGAGCCGCUGCCGGUGGCGCCCCCCUCGGCCCCGCUGGAGCCUCGGGGACCCGAGCCCCCGAAGGGCCCCGAGUUCGUGAAGACGGAGCCGGCCGAGCCGCCGGGCGGCGUGUUCGGGGGCCUCGUCAGCUACUUCUCGAGCCAACGCGAGGACGAGCUCGACGCGUAGCGACCUGUACAUACUCUAUAGUGAUAUAUUUAUAUAUCGAUUCGAUAUUACGUUUGCGUAAUUAGCGGAUUAAGUUGAGGACUUUUUGGUCUCGAAUAAAAUGUAUUAUUUCCGGUUAUGUUUAAGUGAGAUUUAUUUAUACAGAGUCGAUAAGUACUUACGUGUAUCUCUAAAUACGAAUUUUAUUAAAAAAUCAAAUCGAUUAUUUCUUUUUGCAAAAUAAAUGUUUUCUCCUAUAA
Leguminivora glycinivorella is the source of this 6705-nucleotide messenger RNA. RefSeq names its product remodeling and spacing factor 1-like. The record is from RefSeq and is a predicted model, not a curated record. Gene Ontology annotation, biological process: regulation of DNA-templated transcription. Lineage: Eukaryota; Metazoa; Arthropoda; Insecta; Lepidoptera; Tortricidae. Gene Ontology annotation, cellular component: RSF complex.